AUGCUUCGCCGUUUCUCCAUGUUGCCAUUAUCUGGUGGCAUUGCCCGCCGCUCCUUCUUCCGGACGGCACCACUGUUUAACCUCGACUAUCAGGCAUACCGAACAGCUACUGUACGCGAAGCAGCGCCUGAGUUCGCUGGAAAGGCUGUGGUGGACGGAAAGAUCAAGGACAUCAGCAUGAACGACUACAAGGGAAAAUAUAUUGUUCUCUUUUUCUACCCUCUUGACUUCACGUUUGUCUGCCCAACGGAAAUUGUUUCCUUCUCAGAUUCUCACGCUGAGUUUGAAAAACUGAACACGCAAGUCAUAGCCGUGUCCUGUGACAGUCACUUUUCACAUCUCGCGUGGGUUGAAACUCCCCGAAAAAAGGGGGGUCUGGGAGAAAUGAAGAUUCCCUUGCUAUCCGACUUCACAAAGGAGAUAUCUCGGGACUAUGGGGUGUUGGUCGAAGAACAGGGACUUUCACUGCGCGCUUUGUUCGUCAUUGAUGACAAAGGGAUUCUUCGCCAUGUGACCAUCAACGAUUUGCCCGUCGGUCGGAAUGUUGACGAGGUGCUCCGCGUCGUGCAAGCGUUCCAAUACGCCGAUAAGACUGGCGACGUUAUUCCUUGCAACUGGAAGCCAGGGAAGGAGACGAUGAAGGUGGAAGCAGCGAAGGAAUACUUUGAGAAGAAUCUAUAG
Messenger RNA from Trypanosoma brucei brucei TREU927, 681 nucleotides. RefSeq names its product tryparedoxin peroxidase. NCBI's taxonomy places the organism in Eukaryota, Euglenozoa, Kinetoplastea, Trypanosomatida, Trypanosomatidae. The transcript has a single exon. Gene Ontology annotation, molecular function: thioredoxin peroxidase activity. Gene Ontology annotation, cellular component: cytosol. Gene Ontology annotation, biological process: cell redox homeostasis; cellular response to stress; hydrogen peroxide catabolic process. The coding region runs from base 1 to 681 and encodes 226 amino acids. The record is from RefSeq and is a predicted model, not a curated record.